CCCCUUUUCUCACCUCCUCCCUUUCCCUCUCCCUCUUCUCUCUCAGCUGCCUAACAUUAAAGAGAAAAUGCUGCUAUCAGUGACUUCCAGGCCUGGGAUUUCGACUUUUGGCUAUAACAGGAACAACAAGAAGCCAUAUGUGUCAUUGGCUCAGCAGAUGGCACCACCUAGUUCAAGCAACAGUACCCCUAAUAGCAGCAGUGGAAACAAUGGAAAUGACCAGCUGAGCAAAACCAACCUAUAUAUCCGAGGAUUGCAACCAGGCACUACUGACCAGGACCUUGUCAAGCUGUGUCAGCCAUAUGGCAAGAUUGUUUCCACUAAGGCCAUACUGGACAAGACCACAAACAAAUGCAAAGGCUAUGGCUUUGUGGAUUUUGACAGUCCUUCAGCAGCACAGAAAGCUGUGACAGCACUGAAAGCCAGUGGUAUACAGGCACAAAUGGCAAAGCAACAGGAGCAGGACCCCACAAAUUUAUACAUCUCAAACCUCCCACUGUCGAUGGAUGAGCAAGAACUGGAGGGGAUGCUGAAGCCCUUUGGCCAGGUUAUCUCCACCCGAAUCCUUCGAGAUACCAGUGGGACUAGCAGAGGGGUUGGCUUUGCAAGGAUGGAGUCCACAGAGAAGUGUGAAGCCAUCAUCACCCACUUUAAUGGAAAAUAUAUUAAGACACCCCCUGGAGUACCAGCCCCAUCUGAUCCUUUGCUUUGCAAAUUUGCUGAUGGUGGACCAAAGAAACGACAGAAUCAAGGAAAAUUUAUGCAGAAUGGACGGGCCUGGCCAAGGAAUGGAGACAUGGGUAGUAUGGCAUUGACCUAUGACCCCACCACAGCUCUUCAGAAUGGGUUUUACUCAUCCCCUUAUAACAUCACCCCCAACAGGAUGGUUGCUCAGUCUGCACUGUCCCCAUACCUUCCAUCUCCUGUGUCUUCCUAUCAGAGAGUGACUCAGACAUCUCCUCUACAAGUACCUAACCCAUCUUGGAUGCACCACCAGUCAUACCUCAUGCAGCCUUCAGGUUCCGUUCUGACACCAGGUAUGGAUCACCCCAUUUCUCUCCAGCCUGCCUCCAUGAUGGGACCCCUUACCCAGCAACUGGGCCACCUCUCCCUCAGCAGCACGGGCACGUAUAUGCCAACAGCUGCAGCUAUGCAAGGUGCUUACAUCUCCCAGUACACCCCUGUGCCUUCUUCCAAUGUUUCAGUUGAGGAGAGCAGUGGCCAGCAGAAUCAAGUGGCAGUGGAUACACCCUCAGACCAUGGGGUCUAUUCUUUCCAGUUCAACAAGUAACAGUGGCUGAGCCAGCCUACUUCACCUUUUUACAGUUGUUAAUUUUGUGGAUUUCUUUUCUGAAUGAAAUUUCAUAUGGAAUUUUUGAGGAGCUGGGCAAGGAACAAGGUAGAACACUAAGCAGGCAAUGGAAGUGGUUUUGCUUUCCUCUGCCCUGCCACAUCCUGGGAGAAAAAACUAGACUUUGGCUUGAGGAAGCAGAGAUGUGACCUAGGCUCAUUAAAGAGACAACCCUACCGCCCUUGGAAGCCACGAUUGAGCCAAAUUUGGUUGAAGACUAGGUCUUCCCUGGCAAAUUCCAGAAUGGCAGACUUACUGACUUCUGACUAACUUUUCUCACUGCCGAGGCCAACACCAUCUGAGGAAGUGUCUUUUCCAGCUACAGCCUUUUGGGAGUAUCUGCUUUCCUGCCUCCUAGAGGAUCUUCUUUUCUGCUCUGCCCUGUGUCAUGGCCCCGCUCUUCCCUGUUACACAUUGCUGUGCUUAGAGCCUUCGCAGCUGUGACCUAGCUGAAUCCAUGUGUGCUCCUUCCCCACUGUGGGAGAUCCACUGCUUUACCUAUAGACCAGUGGUUCUCAACCACAGGUGGUUUUGUCCCCCAGAGGACGGUGGCACCAUCCAGAGACAUUUUUGAUUGCUAAACCUGGGAGUGGGUGGUGUGCGUGUGCUACUGGCAUCUUAAGGGCUAGAAACCAGGG
This is a messenger RNA of Propithecus coquereli (Coquerel's sifaka), 1989 nucleotides long. It is a transcript of the gene RBMS2, whose product is annotated as RNA binding motif, single stranded interacting protein 2. Gene Ontology annotation, molecular function: poly(U) RNA binding; poly(A) binding; mRNA 3'-UTR binding. Lineage: Eukaryota; Metazoa; Chordata; Mammalia; Primates; Indriidae. The transcript is spliced from 14 exons. The coding region runs from base 68 to 1291 and encodes 407 amino acids. The record is from RefSeq and is a predicted model, not a curated record. Gene Ontology annotation, cellular component: nucleus; ribonucleoprotein complex; cytosol.